Messenger RNA from Helicoverpa armigera (cotton bollworm), 848 nucleotides. It is a transcript of the gene Psf2, whose product is annotated as Partner of Sld Five 2. Bases 112 to 708 code for a protein of 198 amino acids. Gene Ontology annotation, biological process: DNA replication; double-strand break repair via break-induced replication. The record is from RefSeq and is a predicted model, not a curated record. The transcript is spliced from 3 exons. Lineage: Eukaryota; Metazoa; Arthropoda; Insecta; Lepidoptera; Noctuidae. Gene Ontology annotation, cellular component: GINS complex; nucleus.
GCACUUUUGAACGUCAAAACAAAACUCGUUGUUAAACUUUUAUUUUUGUUAUUUUUCAAUAAAUGUAUUUACUCAUAAAUUAUUUCACAUCUCAGUGAUUUUUAGCUCAAAAUGGAUCCUUACGAAGUAGAGUUUAUCGGCGAGAACAGAAUCAUCAGUGUUAUACCGAACUUUUCUUACGACAAAGUGUAUUUGAUUUGCGGUGAAUUUGGUCCGUUUCGUGCUGGUUUGCCACUAAAUGUGCCACUAUGGCUUGCUAUGAUGCUAAAACAGAAACAAAAGUGCCGUAUCGUGCCCCCAGAGUGGAUGGAAUUGGAUACUUUGGAGAAUAUCAAAGAAGAGGAGAAAAGAUCUAGGUUCUUCACAAAAAUGCCAAACGAACAUUACAUGGUUGAAGCCAAACUCAUCCUCGGCGCUGCUUCCGAAGACGUUCCCAACGCUGCAGAAAUUAGGACUAUAAUCAAAGACAUUUGGGAUAUCCGCAUGUCUAAGUUACGGACCUCCAUGGACGCUCUCAUGAAAUCUGGAGGCGGUUACGGUAGACUGGACCAUUUGACCAUGAUGGAGAUUAACUCGGCCAAACCUUUGUUGCCUGCCGCUAUGGAUUAUUUGUUGCAGAUACAAAUGAAAGCCCAAAAGAAAGUCCAACAGCCAUCAGCCCUCAAUACCUCAACAUUCAGUCAGUCCGGCAGUUCACAGAAUACCUAGCACAAUAUCUAGUGUAAAUGUGCAAUAUCCACUAAAUAAUAAGCCUAAGAUAGCAAAUAAGUUAAUAUUUUUGAUAUUAAGUACCAAACUAGCUGAUAUUCUCAAUUUGUACAAAGAAUUACAUGUUUUGUUAUUUACCA